AUGGCGUCGACAAGCACCAAGGUCGGCCACGGCCUUGCAAAGGCACUUGGCAUCAAGCUGGACUAUCGCAACGAGACUGGAGCUUCGAAACUGAGCCGUGGCGAGUCAGUAUUCUCCGUCGACAGUUCGAACAGCUACAUCGAGGAGGAGCCUACCGCAGCGGACUGGAUCCGCGAAGUCUUGCCUGAUGGACCUGGGGUACUGCGGUACUUCCGUAACCUGUUCCCCUUCACACACUGGAUUAUGAGGUACAACUUACAAUGGCUGUAUGGAGAUCUCGUUGCUGGCAUCACGGUCGGCGCUGUCGUCGUUCCACAAAGCAUGGCAUACGCAAAACUUGCCGAGCUUCCUGUCGAAUUUGGCCUGUACUCCUCUUUCAUGGGUGUACUCAUCUACUGGUUCUUCGCUACAUCAAAAGAUAUUACCAUCGGCCCUGUCGCUGUAAUGUCUACCAUCGUCGGUAACAUCGUCCUCAAGGUUCAAGCAGAAGAUCCAAAUCUGGCUCCGGAGGUGGUUGCAUCUGCUCUUGCAAUUAUCGUCGGAGGUAUCGUCUGUUUCAUUGGCCUCGUACGCCUCGGCUGGCUCGUCGAAUUGAUCUCACUCACCUCGAUCUCUGCAUUCAUGACCGGAUCCGCCAUCAACAUCGCUGUUGGCCAAGUACCAAAUUUGAUGGGCUUGAGCAGCGUGAACAACCGCGCUUCGACUUACUUGGUGGUCAUCAACUCGCUGAAGCACCUGGGAGAGACCAAGCUGGACGCAGCACUGGGCCUGACGGCACUGACAAUGCUGUAUCUCGUCCGCUUCACCUUCAACCAGCUUGCCAAGCGACAGCCUCAACGCAAGAAAUUGUGGUUCUUCUGCAAUACGCUACGAACCGCCUUCGUGAUCCUUCUCUACACCCUGAUCAGCUACCUGAUCAACCGAAACCUACCGGACCACAGCACCAAGUCUGCUAAAUCAUCGCCCGUCAAACUCCUUGGACCUGUUCCCAGAGGAUUCAAGCACGCCGCGGUCCCAACUGUCAACAGCCACAUUGUCAGUCUGUUCGCGAGUGAGAUCCCAGUCUCGGUCAUUGUGCUUCUCAUUGAGCACAUCUCCAUUUCGAAGUCCUUCGGCAGAGUCAACAACUACACAAUCGACCCGUCGCAAGAGCUAAUCGCUAUCGGAGUGUCGAACCUGCUGGGCCCGUUUUUGGGCGCCUAUCCAGCUACUGGCUCCUUCUCUCGAACCGCGAUCAAGUCCAAAGCUGGUGUGCGCACGCCAUUCGCCGGUGUCCUCACUGCGCUUGUUGUGCUGCUCGCAAUCUAUGCACUUCCAGCAGUGUUCUUCUUCAUCCCGAACUCAGCGCUCAGCGCUGUCAUCAUCCAUGCUGUCGGCGAUCUGAUCACCCCACCCAACACGGUCUACCAGUUCUGGCGAGUUUCACCACUCGAGGUCAUCAUCUUCUUCGCCGGUGUUAUCGUCACUGUCUUCACGUCCAUCGACAUCGGUGUUUACGUCACAAUCGCGACCUCGAUGGCACUCCUGCUCUUCAGAGUAUUCAAAGCUCAAGGACGCUUCCUUGGUCGCGUCAAGGUGCACUCCGUGAUUGGUGAUCAUCUUAUUGAGGGCGAAGACAAUAAGCCCGGCACGGUGAGACUUGGCCAGGAUAGCGACCCCAACAAGUCUGCGAGAAACAUCUUCCUGCCAAUCGAGCACGAAGAUGGCUCAAACCCGACCAUUCGUGCCCAGCAUCCGUAUCCUGGCAUCUUCAUCUACAGGUUCUCAGAAGGCUUCAACUACCCCAACGCAAACCACUAUCUGGACUACAUGGUUCACAGGAUCUUCGAAGAGACGCAACGCACAAAUCCCCACGGCUACGCGCGACCUGGCGACCGGCCUUGGAAUGACCCCGGCCCAAAGCCAGGCAAGGAAGUGGUGCAGGACGACCAUAGACCGACUCUCAAAGCCAUCAUUCUCGAUUUCUCGUCGGUCAACAAUGUUGAUCUCACAUCAGUGCAGAACCUCAUUGACGUCCGCAACCAACUCGAUCGCUACACCGCGCCGGAACGCGUACAAUGGCAUUUUGCUUGCAUCAACAAUCGCUGGACGAAACGUGCCCUCGUCGCUGCAGGCUUUGGAUAUCCAACCGCUAUUGACGGCAGCUACUCUCGGUGGAAGCCAAUCUUCAGCGUCGCCGAACUUGGUGGUAACUGGAGCGCGGCUGCUGCUGCAGAAGAAGAGGAGAACAGAGAGCUGCACAAACAACGCACAGAUAUCGAGACUGGGCAAAGAGAGGUUGACAGCAUCAACCACUCUGAAGCCAGCUCAUUCACCGAUAUCGACAAGCAGCUGCAGAAGUCGAGGGCGUAUGGUCAAAGCAAUGUCAAGGUUGCAGUCGUGCAUGGCUUGAACAGGCCAUUCUUCCACAUCGACUUGACUAGUGCGCUGCAAUCGGCAAUCCACAAUUUGGGAGGCCAGGCGGAAUCAGAGGGCGAGACUCAGAAUGGGCAGUCAUGA
Messenger RNA from Fulvia fulva, 2499 nucleotides. RefSeq names its product Sulfate permease 2. Gene Ontology annotation, cellular component: membrane. Bases 1 to 2499 code for a protein of 832 amino acids. The transcript is spliced from 2 exons. Lineage: Eukaryota; Fungi; Ascomycota; Dothideomycetes; Mycosphaerellales; Mycosphaerellaceae. Gene Ontology annotation, molecular function: secondary active sulfate transmembrane transporter activity. The record is from RefSeq and is a predicted model, not a curated record. Gene Ontology annotation, biological process: transmembrane transport.